Dromiciops gliroides (monito del monte) is the source of this 366-nucleotide messenger RNA. Its product is annotated as small nuclear ribonucleoprotein Sm D2-like. Lineage: Eukaryota; Metazoa; Chordata; Mammalia; Microbiotheria; Microbiotheriidae. Bases 10 to 366 code for a protein of 118 amino acids. The record is from RefSeq and is a predicted model, not a curated record. Gene Ontology annotation, molecular function: RNA binding. Gene Ontology annotation, cellular component: U4/U6 x U5 tri-snRNP complex; U5 snRNP; U2 snRNP. Gene Ontology annotation, biological process: spliceosomal snRNP assembly; RNA splicing. The transcript has a single exon.
ACCGCCACCAUGAGUCUCUUAAACAAGCCCAAGAGCGAGAUGACCCCUGAGGAACUACAGAAGCGGGAAGAGGAGGAAUUCAACACUGGGCCCCUGUCGGUGCUCACACAGUCAGUGAAGAACAACACUCAGGUUCUUAUCAACUGCCACAACAACAAGAAGCUGCUGGGCCGAGUGAAGGCCUUUGACAGGCAUUGCAACAUGGUCCUGAAGAAUGUGAAGGAAAUGUGGAAGGAGGUACCCAAGAGCGGCAAAGGCAAGAAGAAGUCCAAGCCAGUGAACAAAGAUCAUUACAUUUCCAAGAUGUUCCUGAGAGGGGAUUCAGUCAUCGUGGUCCUCAGGAACCCACUCAUUGCUGGCAAGUAG